Cephus cinctus (wheat stem sawfly) is the source of this 4541-nucleotide messenger RNA. It is a transcript of the gene Sobp, whose product is annotated as sine oculis-binding protein homolog. The record is from RefSeq and is a predicted model, not a curated record. Lineage: Eukaryota; Metazoa; Arthropoda; Insecta; Hymenoptera; Cephidae. Gene Ontology annotation, cellular component: nucleus. The coding region runs from base 1247 to 3340 and encodes 697 amino acids. Gene Ontology annotation, biological process: animal organ development. The transcript has 4 exons.
AAAUUUGUUUCUCACGAAUUGUCAAAUGUAUUUUCAAAAGCCAACAUUUAAACAUGAGGGCAGCACAUUACGGUGAGUACAUACAGCGUCGUCUCACUGAGAAUUGAUGAAACGACAGAAAUGUAGCUAACGAAACGGAACGAACUUCCAUAUCGACAGAAGAUUUAAUUAAUCACAUACGUCAAAACUAACAGGGAGUUUUGCAGAUUUAUAUAUUUAUAUGAAGUAAAGCACUAAUUAUUGUUUAACAAGAUAUUUAUAAUGUUCCAUUGAUGUAUAUGCAUAAUCGUGAAAUCCCAGUUGCAACUGGUAUCGUAUCGACUAGGGGACACUUAUUUUAGCUUGCAGGUUCGGUAUUCUCCACCUUGGCGGCGACACUGUCGCUCAUUCUUGUGUAUCUCGGCAGUGUUCGGCAGUAUCGGAAUCACUGCCGAAGAGAGUCGAUCGCUCACGAAGUUCCAGUGGCGCGCGCGGUUGUGCAGGUUAUUUUUACGCGGGUCUUCGCUCGACUUCGGCCAGCCGACGAAAGGAACACGGCUCGACAAAACCCUCGCGCUUAAAGCAACUCAUGACUAGCACUCAGAGUUACAUGAGUCUCGCAGUUAACGUCGGAAUUGCGCGAGACAUAGCAAUAAUUGAAAUUGGCAAAUACCUAAGUAAUCCAACAGUAAACACUUAAGACGGGGGGACAAGCAGAUCGCUAGACAAUCGAAGUAUUAUUUUCUUUUAUUAAAUUUCUUGUCUAAAAUAAUAAUCGUAGCUGGGUACAAGAAUAUGUGAUAUAACAGGCAUGAGAUACGAACGUACUGAAAGCAUGCAAUCGAGUGAUAUAUCAGUUGGUAUUUAGAAUCUGAUUGUUUACAAUUUAAUAGGUAAUUCAUUUAAUUCGCGAGUGUCUGUGUACAGUGAAGAAGGAAUAAUGCGUGGCUGUGCUUUAUCGUGCUCCUCGUGUGCUGUCACGAUGAUAUAACAAGAAUCUGCCGGAUGCUGUCAGUUCCUGGGUGAGACGUGGUGUCGCGUUAAGGGACUUGGUUUAGUUGAUUCCGAGGGACUUUGAAGAGAAGGUGAAAUAGAAUAAAUAAAAGAAAAUAAAGCGUCCCCCCAUAAUAUUAAAAUUUCUAAGAGUGAUCGAAGAAAGUGAAAAUAAAUAAACAAGGUUUUUUGCGAGUGCAAUCGAGAGCAUCUGGACAGGAGAGUGUGUGUCAAGAGGAGGGAGACGCGAGUGUGACAUGCUGAACAGAGCGUAAUGGGCAGCAGGCCCCAUCCGAUACCAACCCCGAAAACAUCCGGUCCCGCUCACAGGAGACUGGCGAAGAUCGGCAAGGUAACCUCAGAGAGUUCAUCACCUCCGGGUGACAUAUCCGUUACCACUGUGAAUCAAGGAGCCGUCGGAAGUCGUGGAUUUCCAUUAAAGGUGAAGAAGGAAGCACCCGAUGAUGAGAUCAAGGAAUACGCAGCAACGGCCAUGAGUGAACUCUUGGGUUGGUACGGGUAUGAGAAGGUCGACAGCGGCUGCACCAGAGGCUUGAAUCUCGACCACUUCGCGCCACCGGCGACCUCAAGGUCCCAUCACCUACCUCAGGUACUGGCGCGCACCCUGGCCAAUCGUCCGCUCUCGUCGAGGUCACCUCCUGGCGCAGCAUCGUCAUCUAGAUCACCACCCAUCAAUGUCUCGUCCGUGGUAUCUUCCAGGGAUACCAACAGCAGACCCCCGACUACCUCGCCGCUUUCGCUGAGGACCGGACCAGCGAGUCCCAGGGCACCCGAGAGCAGCGACACGGCACCGGAUACUCCUGAUGGACCGUCCAUGUGCUCCUGGUGCGGACGAACUGGCGGAACUUGGGAACCUGGUGGGAUUUCCGGUGGCGCUAAUACUUCCAGUCAGUUCUGCAGCGAAGCGUGUUUCGCCGCUGGUCGGCGUGCGGCAUUUAAAAGGGCUCGGACCUGCGACUGGUGCAGACACGUGCGACACUCGGUUAGCUACGUCGAUUUUCAGGACGGCGAGAGUCAGUUACAGUUUUGCAGUGACAAAUGCCUGAAUCAAUACAAGAUGAACAUUUUCUGUCGGGAGACACAGGCCCACCUGGAGUUGCACGGGUUGGCGGGUAUACCCUCGACAAACGGAGGCUCCGCCGGAUUAAUAACACCGGAUUUAUGGCUGCGAGACUGUCGUUCACCGCCUCCGAGCCCGUCGGAGGAGAUGCUCGUUGUCGACGACGAGCCGUUUACCCGGCCGUCUUCGUUGCCCGAGGACGACGAGAGGUUCGAACGCGAGGACUCGAGCACUAAGGACGAGCCUGAUGCUUGUCCCGGUGGAAGGUUGUCCAGUUCUAGGAGUUCGAUCUACGCCAGAACUCGUUCCAGGACCUUGGCCAGGAACAAGGAGCAGGACGAUACUCUUGAUGGCGAGAUACAGGAAGCCAUGAGAGAGUCCCUGAAGGAUCUGAAGGAACUAAACAAAUCGGUCAAGGAUUCCGUCAAGGAUAAGGAACCUGAGAGGAACUCCAAGGACGCUGCUGAACAACCGGAUGUAUCGGGAUCCAUGCACCAGACCAUCCCAAGGCCUAAGGAUUACAGCAUGGCUGAUAUACUUGGGCAGGACUCUGCGAGCUCACACGAGUCCUGCAGGGAUCCUCCUGAGAAUUCAGGACGCGAGGGUGGUAUUCAUAUUAAGGAUGUUAAGGAACUAUUAAUGCGAGAGCCACCCAGGAGUCGCAGGACUCUGAGACACGCCAGGCCACGCAGGGUGCAACGUUCGCCACCCUGGGAAGCACCGGGUGGCUUACCACAACGUAUGCCAAGUUCGCCACGUGGAUUCUUACCUCAUCAAACUCAUCCUGGAUUCAGGUAUCCAACGCAUCCUGGUAUGUUUCCAGGAAGGCCGCCUUUAAUCCUCAGAUCACCUGCACCACUUCAGCCACCUUUAAACCCACCACAGCCUUCGUUGCUACCGCCGGUCACCGUUCUGGUACCUUAUCCUAUUCCUAUACCUAUACCCAUACCUAUCCCUAUUCCGAUUCCACUUUUUGGAAAGAUUCCUAACGAGAAUGGAGAAGCUACGCGCAAGGCGACUAUGAGGUCCGAGAGUCCUGUUCCUGAGGAUUUGUCUCAAAAGGCUAAUUCGAGUCCAGCCUCCAGGAACCUUCAGGAUCAUCCUGCGACAGUGAAUAGUCUACCUUCCUCGUCCACGAGUACUCAUCAUCAGGGAAUUAUUAAACCUGAACAGGAUGUUCAUCAAGGGAGGAACUCACGACCAUUCAGGAAGAGAAGAAGGAUCCAGGAGGGUGGCGAGGAUAAAGAAAUGGAAUUGAAAAGGGGUAGUAAAUUUGUACCGGUGUGAAAACCGCCUUAAUAGGUGUCUUUAUAGUUAUGGUGCUAUGUAAUUUUUGUCUUUUAUAUCUGGGCACGAUUCACGGGCCUCUUUUUUCAAUUCUUUUUAUUAUAUUUUUUCUUCCUCUCACUCUUCACUACCUUCAGUAUUAUUCUUUCUCUCAUUUUUUGUCUUCUUUCCUUUUCCUUCUUUAAAUCUCACCAAGAUCUCCGCAGUGUCGUAGUUAAUAACAAGUCUUACAAAAAAUGGCAAACAAUUUUUCUAGAUUCUUAUUCACCGUUUACGUUUAUACGAGAGUAGUUUUUAAAAGGACGAAUCUGCUACGCAGUAUGCAACAUGUUACAAUGAUUAAUUAUACGCAUUAAUAUCUACAAGUUAUAAUAUACUGAAUGUAUUAUUGUUAUUGCUCGCAUCGGUACCGUUGAUAAUUGCGCUGUCACGUAUGGGAAACCAAAAAAGUUAUACGUACUACAGGCAUUAUUUUUAUUUGUUAUAAUUUUUAAUGGUGCAACAAAGAUGCGGCUAAAGAAAAAUUCUUUUUCAUAUACACACUUGUCAGUAUAGUUAUCACUAUCAAUACCGAGCGACGUACCUCUAUGAUUGCACUGUGUGUAAUUUCGUUAACACGUAUAAUUUUCAUAUAGUAAUAAUAAUUCGUCAAACGAUGGGAAUAAAUGUCACAGGAAUGGAAGACUGCACUUUAUCUUGCAUUAAAUGCACGUUGAAUAAUAAAAUGUCAACUCGAUAUCCGGCAGUGGAAAAAAUUUUGCAAAUUUUUACCAAAGUCACUAUCGCACACCACGCAAUAUCUAUUUGUAAUUCUUGAAUAAUUCGAUACUGGUUUUAAAUCUCUAAUUUAAUUCGUCACUACACUGCACGUUUGUUGGGGAGGUAAAUAACCAAGGGCAGGUGAGCCCUUUGAAAUUUCUAGGAACGAUGACUCCGUAUCAUGACGGUAACUGAUUCUACGAAAAAUGUACAUUAGGUUACUGACGUGUGGAAAAAAAAGAAAUAAGAAUAAAAUUCACCCUCGUAGCAAGUAUUGUUGAGGCCAUCGUGGGUCGCUUAAUUUCUAGAUUAUAGUAAUAAGAAAAAAAGAAACGAUCUGAAACCUCAAAGAACUAAUAGAAAUAAGUAAUAACAUUGAAAAUGAAAAAGUUCUAGGAAUUCAAGGGGUUUCCUGAUAUAAAAAUAAAUCUUGAUUAAGGAA